This is a messenger RNA of Funneliformis mosseae, 1038 nucleotides long. The record is from the annotation of a GenBank genome assembly. NCBI's taxonomy places the organism in Eukaryota, Fungi, Glomeromycota, Glomeromycetes, Glomerales, Glomeraceae.
AUGGUAGAAACUACAAGUAUUUUAUCUCAAUAUGGAAGUCUCGAAAAUUUAGAAAAAUAUUUUCAUGCACAUAUUAAUGGCUCAAUAAGUCCGGAAACACUUCAACAGUUAGUAGAACGAAAGAAAGAAAAGAAACCUCAUUUGGCACAAUUUAUAAUACCGAAAAGAAAAUUAGAUGUUAUUGAUGAUUUUUUUCCUAUUUUCAAUUUCAUUUACCAACUAACUGAUGAUGAAGAAUCAAUUGGUUAUAUUACUGAAUCUGUAAUACAUGACUUUAGAAAAGAUGGAGUUAAAUAUCUGGAAUUAAGGACAACGCCUCGAAAUGAUAAAAAUGGGAUGACCAAAGAAUCAUACGUAUGCGCCGUAACGUCUGUCAUUCAGAAAUUUUCAUAUUCAGAACAUGGAAUUAUUGUUAAGUUAAUACUUAGUGUAGAUCGUCGAAAUACUUUGGAGGAAGCUAUGGAAACUGUGAAUUUGGCUAUCAGAUAUAAGAAUAGAGGUAUUGUAGGUGUCGAUCUUUGUGGUGAUACUAGUAAAGGGCAUAUAGACAAUGUCAAACCCGCUUUCAUAAAAGCGAAGGAACACGGAUUGAAAGUUACAUUACACUUUGGCGAGGUUGAAGCAAACAUACCAGAACAUGCUUCGAUGCUUACGAUUCCUCCCGAUCGCCUUGGUCAUGCUACACAUCUUGACCCAGAGUCAAGGGAUUUUAUCUAUGCAAAAUAUAUUCCAAUAGAAAUUUGUAUGACUUCAAAUUUGCUAUGCAAUACGGUUAAAAAUUAUCAAGAGCAUCAUAUUCGAGAUUUUUUAUUAUUGAAUUAUCCAUGUUGUAUUUGUACUGAUGAUAAAGGCGUUUUCUUUUCGGAUCUUUCCAAUGAAUAUGUAAUUGCUGCUUCAACAUUUUCUUUGAAUCCAAAGAUUUUAUUCGAACUUUCAUUUCAAAGUAUUGAUUAUAUAUUUGGUUGUGAUGAUAUAAAGAUCCAAUUACGUAAGAUAUGGCACGACUGGUAUGAAUCAUAUAAGUUUGAGGCGAUAUAA